AUGAUAAAAUACUUGAGAAUUUUUGGCAAAGUUGACAAUGAAAAGAAUAACAGUUGAUGAGAAACUUCGUACAGCUCCAGCCAGCAACAGGAAUGAUCUUUCAAUGUCACUUCUGUCUGGCACCUGGAGCUACGUUGUUUAUUGCACCAAUGGAUAAUGUCUAACAAAAAGAACUGAUGAAAUUUGAUAAACGCUAUUUAUGAGAGAAAUAAUGGAACAGGCCUCGUACUGCUAACAUCAAUGCAAAUGUCCAAUUUUCGUUGCCAUUCUUUUGAAAGCAAUGGUUUCAAAUCGAUUGGACUUUGGGCUCAUUGGUGAAAGUGGCGUGGCCAUGCGACACGCUUUUUCAUUUUUCACAUAGAAAAUAUAUUCUUGGUUACAAUUACAAUACAUAAAGAUACCUAACGUAUUAAUUUGUGUAUUCGUUACAUCUGUUUGAGCAGAAAAUUUGAUAAGAAUAGUCUUUUAGGGGAGUGAGAAAGAAACAUGGCUGGAGAGGAGGAGAAUAAUGUCCUGAUGGAGCAGAAAAGUCUGGAAAGUGAGGCAGGAUCGGAGGAGCCACCUCCCAAGAGGCUCAAGACAUCUCAAUGUCCCUUUCAGCGCUCCAAAGUUGAGCAUAAUUCAGUCCAUGCAGCGAGUGCUGGUGAUGGUGUACCUGAUUAUGACAAUUCUGACGAAGAGGGGGGUGACGGGGUGAAAGAGGGGAUGGAGCAAGAUAAUAAUCAUAGGGUAAAUGAUCAGAACGAGAGGGAUGGGGAGAGCGAAAAGAAUAUGUCUGAUAUUGCGAAUGGAUACAAUCAAAGUUACCAAUCUGACGCUGAUGAAGACGACUUGAGGCAGUUUGAUGUUCUUGAUGAUCUUGGGAGAAAUUCAGAUCAAGAAGGGUCCGAUUAUGACACUGAUACCAAUGAGAGCAUGGAUUCUGAUGUACCUGAUGAGGAAAUUGAAGCUAUGCUGGAGGAAGGUCUUCCUGAGGAAUUCAAAGGGAAGAAGAAGAGAAAAAAUGAUUGCAGGCCUUAUGAAGAAAAAGAAAAACUGGUUCUGGAUGAGAUUGGACACAACCAUUUCGACGUCUUACCUGAGGGUUGGGUCCAAGUAACUCAUAACAGUGGAAUGCCAUUAUAUCUCCACAAACAGAGUCGCGUUUGCACACUCGCAAAGCCUUAUUUCCUGGGUCCAGGAAGUGUACGAAAACAUGAAGUACCUGUUAGUGCAGUGCCAUGUCUUCAAUACAAACGUGCCCUACAAGAAGAAGAGGAGGAACGCCGAAAGGAGAAAGAACGAGAGCCAACAGCUGAAGCUUGCACACUGCCAAGUGCUAAGAUUGAAACAAUCCAGGAGAACUUAGCAGCACACUCACUAGACAGCGAACAACUGCGGAAUUAUUGUCAGAGUAUCUUUAGGUUCAAAGCCAUUAAAGUCAUGAGAUUUCAGUCAUGGUCAGCUAGGAGAAAAUUUACAAAGAAUAAGAAGCAUAGGAAACAAUUGGAAAGACCAACACUGCCAGACGGUACCAAACUUAUAACAUUUCCGAUUGGAAGUGCCACUUCUACUAGAAAUGGCAGUCCUGGGGCUGGGGAUGAUGCUGGGGGACAACGACCUGCUAAACACUGGAUUAUGAAUCCUUCGGGGAAAAGUUCUGUCUGUAUUUUGCAUGAGUAUGUUCAACAUGCUUUAAAAAAACAGCCCACGUACAAAUUCAAAGAAUUAGAAAAUGCUGCAACACCCUAUUCUGCAGUAGUUUGCAUCAAUGACAUGGAAUAUGGGAGUGGUUUUGGCAGCAGUAAAAAACAGGCGAAAACUGAUGCCGCGCGGAAAACUCUGGAAAUUCUCAUUCCCCAGAUGAGAGAUAAAAUAUCGGGCGAAGCAACCAGUGAUAGUACCACAAAUUCUGCACGAACAACGAAAGCCUCCAGAGGCAAUUCAGAUGCUGAUCUAUCGUUUUUCGAUGAAAUUUCCAUUACCGAUCCCAGAGUUGCUGAAUUCUGCGCUAAAACAACUGAACCAUCGCCGCAUGCCAUUUUAAUUACUUGUUUGCAAAGGAAUUUUGGCCUUGGCGACAUGCAUAUUAAUUACUCGGUUAAUACACUUAAACAUCAGAGGAACGAAUUCACGAUGAAAGUGGGGAAACACGAGGCUACUGUGAUAUGUAGAAAUAAAAAAGAUGGAAAGCAAAGAGCAGCCCAAGAGAUCCUCCAGCGUCUCCACCCCCACAUAACAUCCUGGGGCUCCCUUCUCCGUCUCUACGGCUCCCGCAGUGUAAAGUCAUUCAAAGAGAAAAAACAACUGGAGCAGGAAAUAACACUACUCCAGGGUAAAGCUGCAGUCAAUCAACCAAAUCAUGCAAUUCUUGGGAAAUUGCGACAGGAGAUGAAGAAACUGUCGGAACAGCAUCAGGCCAUACAACCCAUUGGUAAAUUCGUACCACCAGACCUGCCAACUGGAUCAGCUGCCAAUCUCAACAAUGUUGAUCUGUAGAUGAUGGUUGAUCCAUUAGAUUUUUUGGGGCAUUAGCCGGUAUCACCGUAAAGGAUGUGGUAGUGGUGAUGAAAGAAGUCAACAUUUUAAAUAAAUCAUGCAAUAAAAAGUAUUCGAAAGGCUAUAAGCGAGAAAUAUUGAUAGAUCGCCAAGAAAAUAUCUAUGAAUUUGAUUUAACCAAAACAAAAUGGCAUCCAAAACCUUGAUAUCACUUGGCAAAUGGCAUAAAUCGCUGGUUAUGAAUAUACCAAAGGAUUUUAUUCCUACUUGAAGAUUAUAUUUCUGUAUUUCAAAUUUAUGUUAACAAAGAUACUACCAUAUCCUUGAUGCACUUACAACCAAGAUUCAUGUCUUGUAUAGCUGCCAAUACUAGAAUUCUUAUCAAGACUGUAUUAAUUAGGUUUUAUUUAUUGUUCUUGGCAACAAAUUUUGUUAGAAUUCUUGAAAUCAGAUCAUUGUGAUAGCUUAUAGACAAUUUUAUAUAAUAGCAAUUCAGUACAACUGAAGGAAUUGUAAAUACUGCCUUAUUUUCACUCUUUUGUUGUUGUAAUGAUUUUUUUUCCCCAAGAAUUUUCAUCGGAUACUUUAUUUCUGUAACUUUUUUUUUUCAUUACAAUAUUUUCAAAUUCGUAAGUAUAUAAUAUUGCAUUAGUAUUUAAUAUUAUAUACAGUUAAAAACUAUAUUUUCAGUGACUCCUCUUCUGUUUUGUUUGACAUGUUCUCUGGAAUCUACAGACAUUGUAACAAGUAUUAAAACACCUCCAAAGAAAACAUUUGGGUUUUACAAAAAAGUACGCCCAUGUGUUUUGCGCAUUACAUUGACACAGAUAUGCAUUUGUUUUGUCUCAGGCGAAUGGAUUGGUUCACAUAUUGGGUUGAUAUAAAAUAAACGUGUCAAUAUUUCUAGAGAUAA
Messenger RNA from Diachasma alloeum, 3391 nucleotides. RefSeq names its product microprocessor complex subunit DGCR8 (gene pasha). Gene Ontology annotation, molecular function: heme binding; double-stranded RNA binding; identical protein binding. The record is from RefSeq and is a predicted model, not a curated record. Gene Ontology annotation, biological process: primary miRNA processing. Lineage: Eukaryota; Metazoa; Arthropoda; Insecta; Hymenoptera; Braconidae. The transcript is spliced from 5 exons. Bases 487 to 2478 code for a protein of 663 amino acids. Gene Ontology annotation, cellular component: microprocessor complex.